This is a messenger RNA of Lingula anatina, 3055 nucleotides long. RefSeq lists its product as uncharacterized. The record is from RefSeq and is a predicted model, not a curated record. Gene Ontology annotation, molecular function: calcium ion binding; protein binding. NCBI's taxonomy places the organism in Eukaryota, Metazoa, Brachiopoda, Lingulata, Lingulida, Lingulidae.
AUCAGUGUUUGCUGAAGUAUAUGCUCAACCUACGUAACACUGAUUAAUGCUGUCUCGUUAUGUCAGAUGAAGAGAACGCGAGGCGAGAGAAAAGUCUAAUGCCUUUCGAUUUAACCAAACGCGAAGUUGCGGUGCCAUCAUUUGAAUAGAACCUGCCACCAAUCAAUCGAACUUAUAGGUUUAAUGGUGAACUGAGUAUGCUAUCCGGCCGAUAAGGUGAAUUCUUCUAAGUCUUCCGUUUUAAGUCUGACUGGGAUCGUAAAAAUGUCGGAAGAAGUGGACUUACUUAAUGACAGAUGGGAUGCGGAGGGAAGUGCUUCCAGAUACUGUACGAAAAACAAUUUUGAAUCCCACCAGGGAGAGCAGGACGGCCAGCAGCAUCAUGACAACCACGAGCAAAAAUACCCAAUAAGUGACGGAAAUGAUAAUAUUAUGGUUUCUUCCUAUUCUGAUCAGCCGUCUGAUGACACCAAAGCGCCAGACGACCAUGGAGAAACAAACCCCAAUGUGUUUCAGACAGAAAUUCCAAAUGACGUUUCUCGCCCAUCUUCUGUGAUUUCUACCGUGAAUGCUGCUAAUAUGACUACCUCCAAGCCUGCACUGAUGCCUAUUAGCAGAGAAUCAGUGAAGAUAGAAGAAUUUGGUGAUGGCCAAGCAAAGGAAGAACUGACACAAAGCUCUGAGUCUUUCAAAGAGCAACUAACGGAAGACGGUGAGCAUAUUGAAAUACAUGUAGAAGAAGAGGAGUUGAGCAAGGACCCCAGCACAGAUGGCGCCCAGGACGAUGACAGCGGAUGGGACACUGAUCUGGAGAUGGAAGAUGAAAAGAGCAUGUAUGACGUAUCCGGCCGGUAUGUCUACCUAGAAACGUGUAAGGAGCUAGGCGUGGUUCCAGUGUCAUACUUCAUGAGGCACAUGCACGAGCCGGACAUGGUUAUGAAGCACCACGGUCUCGGGGAGGCAGGGGCCAAGGCGAUGGCAGUGCCUUUAGUGACUAAUACUUCCAUCGUUGUUUUGGAUCUGGAGGAUAAUUCUCUUGGUCCGCCCGGUGCUAAAUGUUUGGCAGACAUGCUGAAAGAAAAUUGUUACAUCAGCGAAUUGGGACUUGGGUUCAACCACAUAGGCAGUGAAGGUCUCGGUGCAAUAGCUAGUAUGCUCAAAACCAACGUCAAUAUCAGAAAGCUGAACCUUGCCGGAAAUGAUCUAAAAGACAAAGACGCAGAUGUUUUAGCGAAUAUUUUGAUGGAAAACGAUCUAAUACGAUAUUUAGACCUCAGUCACAAUGAACUGUGCGAAGAAGCGGGAGAACUGAUAGGCCCUGUCAUAAGCGAAAAUGAAGCGUUGGAAAGCUUAGACCUCAGCUGGAACCAUUUAAGGCGCCGAGGAGCAGAGAGCAUAUGCGAAGGUGUACAGAACAAUAUGCGACUAAAAACCCUGGAUCUGUCCUGGAAUGGCUUUGGUAAUGAAGGCGCCGUUGCCAUGGCGUCAGCUCUCAAAUUCAACAGCACGCUAACUGAGCUAAACCUCAGUGACAACCGUAUCACAGCGGAAGGCGCGUUUAUGCUUGGGAAAGGACUGGACGCCAAUGAAUCUUUAAAAAUCCUCAGGGUUGGUAACAAUCCUAUUGGAACAGCUGGUGCUUUUGCUCUACUCAAGGCCAUCAACAACGAAAGGAGUGUCCUGACACUGCUGGAUUUAUCGGGAGUUUUUGUCGAUAAAGAAUUCGACGCUUUGGAGAAAGAAAUGAUUGAAAACCGAGGCUUGACCGUCAUCCAUGCAGGGGUAAUUGGGAAUUAUGUCAUCACAGGAAAAUAUGCCAAAAAAGCAGGUGCCGAUGACUUGACCAAGGAUCCCGUCUUUUUGUUACGACAACACUGCGAGAAAAAAGACAUCCGCAUGGUUGACUUAUUCAGAAACUUUGAUAAGAACGGAGACUAUAAAGUUACGAAAGAGGAAUUCAAGAAAGGAAUAAAGGUUGCUGGGAUCAAUUUAGACGACCAACAAAUACUUGAUCUAGUGGAAAGAUUAGACAAAUGCCCAGACGGCAGAAUCGACUAUUCGGAAAUAUGUGCGUCAGAGAGGGAUCACAUUGAAGAGAAGAGAAAGAUUCAGAACGCACGAAAAGAAAAGACCAAGAAGUCGAAAAAAUCAUCCAAGAAACGAAAAUAACUGCAUCGAAUCCCUUGUUUCUUUAUAAAAUCUAGAUACCCUGAGUAUUAGUAUAUAAUGCUUUUGUAUAUGAUUUAUUAAGAUCCUCAAUCAAUUAUGUACUUCUGGUUUCCCGUCUUGCCUAACCAUGAGAUUGCGCUUUGUGGGCCAGUUGCCAUAUCUUACCCUUAAUUUCUGAGACAACUGGAAACUCACCGUGAUAGCCGUCAAUAUCCUAAUCUAACAGUGUUACACGGUGAACGGUGAGACCAAGUGAAGCUGCGUUGCAUGCAGGUUAAAGAAAGUCACCGUUAGUGCUCGGGGCAUCAACUCUACGCAUUGAAACAUUCUGGGCAAUGAUAUCAAAAUGCUUCUGCAAGUUACUGUAAAGUUACUAUAUUGGCUAGCAGUACAUACGGGUAUAUUUUUUCAUGUUUACAACCGAAAUUUUAUGACUACAAGUGUCUCCAUCCUUUCCACUGGGUUGGUAGCAGUUUAAGAAAAAGAAAUCCGAUGCGUUUAUGUUUUGAUCAUCCUGCAUUACCUCUGUUGUGGGUAACCCUAUUUUGUUCCGGUAGAAUUGUCCUUGAAGUACCAUUUGAUCAACACUUAUAACGCGAACAAAAUGUUCAAGAAAUUAUUUUUAUACUCAUUGCUUGUUUAGCACUGUAAUCGUAUAUUAGUAGGAGAGCCUUCUUAUAUAUUAACUCAGGUAGAAUUCUUUUGAAUUUCACGUUCUCUUUAUUUGCCAGUUUCUUAUCCUUUGGGUAAAUAUAUAUUUAGGUGACGACGAAAAGUGUUUUCACUGAUCUUCAUUAACUUUUCAUCCAUAAUACAUUAGAAAAAAGAUCGAUGAAGCAUCUUGUUCAUAAAUUUCGCCAUGGGCUUAUUAACGCAUUCUAAAUAA